UCCCAUUGUGGAGAAGGAAGUGCAGAGCCACCAGUCGCACUAUAAGAUGACGCUGGCACCAAACUACCGCAUGUCUCCCGAGAAUGGGAAGAUGGUGAAAGUGCGACCGAACCGAGCUGCCCACAGUGCUGUGACCCGGUACCGCGUUCUGGCUAGCUCUCCCUCUUGUUCCCUCCUGGAGCUCCAGCCAGUCACAGGAGUGAAGCACCAGCUCCGGGUCCAUCUGGCCUAUGGAUUGGGGUGUCCAAUCCUCGGGGACCACAAAUACGCACACUGGAGCAAGUUGGCACCCCAGAAGCUUCCCGAGAACGUUUUGAAGAGAUUGGGGUUGGAACAGGCCAAGGUGCGUCACCUCCCCCUCCACCUGCACGCCCACCAGCUCACCCUGCCCACGGGGACCAGCGGGGACAAGCAGCUGCACCUGGUCUGCAAGCCGCCCCACUUCUUCACAAACACUUUAAAGCGGCUCAAGCUGGAGAUUCCAGAGUCGCUGGAAAAGUGAGAGGAGAGCGGAGCCGCCUGUCUCCUCAGCCGCCAUUGCUCCAAUGACAUCUGACUCUGGUCCUAGCUGCUGUGCGGUGCUGUCUGCCUCAUGGGAGAAUGGGGUGAUGAGUUCAGUGAUCUCAGCCGCUCCAGGAAAACCACAGCCACUGGGGACACUGUCUGUGCAUUGACCUGUUUGAUUGAUUUUGGGCCGUUCAGCCGCUUGGGGGAGGUUCUGACUCGGCUCCAAGGUCUGGUUCUGUGCAGAAACAGGACUGGAUUCAGUGACGAGCCAGCAGGUUCAGCCAGUUGUGGUUUGGCAGAGGUAGAGCAGGGCUUUGCCUGAAAUCCAAACUCAAGCCAUGAACAUCUCUAAACAAUAAAUGGUGUGAUCUCAUUCUA
This is a messenger RNA of Dermochelys coriacea (leatherback sea turtle), 885 nucleotides long. RefSeq names its product RNA pseudouridine synthase D4 (gene RPUSD4). Bases 47 to 502 code for a protein of 151 amino acids. The record is from RefSeq and is a predicted model, not a curated record. The transcript has 4 exons. Gene Ontology annotation, biological process: pseudouridine synthesis. Gene Ontology annotation, molecular function: RNA binding; pseudouridine synthase activity. NCBI's taxonomy places the organism in Eukaryota, Metazoa, Chordata, Testudines, Dermochelyidae.